This is a messenger RNA of Pelecanus crispus (Dalmatian pelican), 2715 nucleotides long. NCBI's taxonomy places the organism in Eukaryota, Metazoa, Chordata, Aves, Pelecaniformes, Pelecanidae. The record is from RefSeq and is a predicted model, not a curated record.
ACAGGGCUGGUGCGGGAGCUGCUGAGGGAGGAGGCCCCGUCUCGCAUCGCUGCCCUCACCGAGGAGCUCUUCCAGGCGGCGGGGAGCAUCUCUGAGGAGGAUGGGAGUGCGGCUGAGGUUGAAGAGGGUGCAGUAAGCCUGUGGAACUGGGCUGUGACCAAAUACAUGGGUUCUGUUGUCAAUGAUGAGCAAAGAGCUAAACUACGGUUUGUUGCUUGCAGAUUGGUGUGCCUUUGUGAAGGCAGUGAUCCUUCAGAGGGAACUAUUCGAAGACAGAUUUUGAUGUCUAUGAAAACUGGGAAAGCAUGGAUAGAUAUGGGAAAAGCUGAUCUUGCCGAUGGAUUUCUAGAGAUUGCCAUGAGUAGCAUAGAAAAACUCUAUGCGAAGUUACUUAAGGGGAGCAGUAGUGAAGCAGAUACUCAUAUGCACAAAGCUGAUGUGGAGAAGAACCUCUUCAAAGUACUCUCUUAUCAGGCUGAAUCAGCAGUUGCUCAAGGGGAUUUUCAGAAAGCAGUGAUGUGCGUGCAGCGCUGCAAAGAUAUGUUGAUAAAAUUGCCAAAAGAGACCUGUUACCUGUCAAUCCUCUGCUACAAUUUUGGAGUGGAAACAUAUGAACGGAAGAGGUAUGAAGAGAGCUCCUUCUGGCUCAGCCAGAGUUAUGACAUUGGGAAGAUGGACAUGAAAUAUUCUGUUGCCAAAGAAAUGCAGGCUAAAGUGCUGCGAUUGUUAGCUACAGCCUAUUUCGAGUGGGAUUGCAAUCUGUAUCUUGACAAGGCAUUGAAAGCUAUAAGCUUGGCAAAUCAGGAAGAUUUGCAUCCAGCAGGGUUUUUUUUGAAAGUUAAAAUUCUUCUUAAGAGUGGAGCAUCAGAUGAAGAUAUCAACUCAGCUCUUGCAGAAUUCCUGCACCAUGAGAUGUCUUUAGACUUUUGUUUGAAUACUGCCAAAUUGCUGCUGGAGCAUGGAAGGGAAUCAGUUGGUUUUGAUUUUCUGAAAUCUGUUUCUGAACGAUUUGAAUCUUCGCCUGACCUUGGAAGAAUUACCCUGCUCCACAUCGAGUGUCUAUUGCAGAAUAAGAGGGAGCUGCUUGCUAAGCAAAAGGUUGAAGAAGUUAUUAUAGGUCAUUAUACUGGGAAACAGCUGUUGCCUGAAGCCUUGAACCAGCUGCACAUCAUCUUGUGGGACAGAGCUGCCAAACAUUAUGAGGCAAAAAGCUAUUCUGAAGCUCUUCACUGGUACAAUUAUUCUGUCAGCUUCUACACACCUGGGCAGAUAGAUCAGAACUUGGCUAAGCUGCAGAGGAACAUGGCUUCUUGCUAUCUUCAUCUGAAACAAGUUGACAAGGCUAAAGAGGCAGUUAAAGAAGCAGAGAGGUGUGAUCCAAACAGCAUCUUUACUAAAUUCAGUGUCUAUAAGAUUGCAGUGAUGGAGAAAGAUACUGAUAAAGCUGUGGAAACAGUUAUUGAAAUGGGGAAACUAGCAGAAAAGCCAUCUCAACAUGAAGACAAGCUGAGAGUGGAUGAAAAUACAGGCACUAACCUCCUGAGUUUAGCUGCCCAAAUUGCUUUAGAGAAUGAACAACAGGUUGUGGCUAUCAAAGCUUUGGAGUAUUUGUCUGAACAUUUACAAGACUGCCGACAAUUAUUUGCAGCUUUAAAAUGUUUGGUUCGUCUUAUGUUGUCAAAGGUCAUGGCAGAAGGUGAAGAGGAAAGAGAUGAAGAUAUCAACUCAAUGCUGACUUACUUGACCUUGGCUCACAAGAGACUUGCGGAGUCUUUCACAGAAGAGAAAUUUACGGGGGACAUGAGGAUCCUUGAAGCUCACUGGUUUAGAAAAGUUGCUUGGAACUUAGCUGUACGGUUCAGGGGCUGCCCUGAAAAGAUGAGGGAUUUUUUCCUACUGUCUUUCAAGUUGUCCCAGUUUUGUCCUUCUGACAAAGCUGUUCUAAUUGCUCAGAAGACAUGCCUGUUAAUGGCAGCUGCAGUUGAUCUGGAAAUGGGGAGACAAGUAACACCUUCUGAACAGAUGGAGCUUUUGACUCAGGCCCUUCAACAUCUCCAGGCAUGCAAGGACAUAUGGAAAGUUCUGAAAUUAACAGGAGAUUUUGCUAAAGACCCAACAGACACAUUGUUGCUGCUUUAUGAAUUUGAAGCAAGAUCCAAGCUGAAUGAUCCAACACUCCACAACCUUAUGGAGUCAGUAUGGGAGCAACCACAAAUAGAAGUCAAGACGCUGGAGAUCAUUGCAUCAUUAGCAAUGGAAUCGCCAGCUCGGUAUCCUGUACUGUGUAAGAAAGCUCUCAAGAGUGCACUAAACCUUCACAGAAAGCAGACUGUCAUUGAUGCUGUGAAAUUUAGCAAAUGCUUACAUAGUUUGAUUAAUCUUUCUUUGCCGACUGGAUUAACAGACUUGGAUGCCUGUGUACUGCAGGAGGUGUGGGACUACUUUGAAGAUGCUCUGAGCAUAGUCAGCAGCACAGAUGCUUACCCGGAGAUGGAGAUCCUUUGGUUGAUGACAAGAGCCUGGAAUACAGGAAUAUUUCAGUAUACUGUUGGUAAAUACAAGGAAGCUGAGCAGUGGUGUGGAUUAGGAAUGCGUUUCCUCAGUCACUUAGGAUCUCUGAAGAAAAGCUAUGAAGGCCAUAUGAUUGGUCUUUAUAGUGAGGUUCUGGACAAAUUGGACAGAGCAAAAGGGUUUCUUCCAAAUGAAGAAGAAUAA